Molecule: messenger RNA, 4162 nt
Organism: Limulus polyphemus (Atlantic horseshoe crab)
Lineage: Eukaryota; Metazoa; Arthropoda; Merostomata; Xiphosura; Limulidae
Product: armadillo repeat-containing protein 2-like
Exons: 21
Coding region: 161-2605 (814 amino acids)
Biological process (GO): cilium organization
Molecular function (GO): protein binding
Source: RefSeq, a predicted model, not a curated record
GCGUGAAUGUAAACAGUUUUUGAAACGAACUUAUGGAGUGUAAAGAUUUAAAACAUUUUUUGAAUACCAAACACAACAAUAUGGUAAUUUGCAUUUAAACAUUAACCUGGAAUCGAACAGAACUAAAAAAUUAAUGUGAGUGGAAACAAAGAUAAACUAAAUGAAGAUGAAUAAAUCAAGCAAACGACCAUUUUAUGCUCUUCCCAAAAACCGAAAAACCAGUGCGGAGAUAGUGAGUGAAGCUCGAGCUGCAAUAAGAAGUGUUGAGACCAAACGACCUUUUACCCCCGCUGAAAAGAAAAGGUUGCAGAAUGAAAGUCCUCUUCUUCAUCGCCGUCCUAGUAUUUCCAGCAUUGAUGCUUUGCAGUAUGAUCCGUUAGAAAGCAGACCAACAACUGGUGUUAAAUUGAUCCCUUUGAGGGGAAAAAAGUCAGUAAUUGAAGAUACUGACCAAACUGAACUUCAGCUUGAACCUAUAGCAAAGCAAGUGCCAAUAGUCAAUUUGGAUAGAAGUAAGCCAACAAGAAAUGAUCACAAUAAUGGAAUGAACCAUUGCUUUGGAUACACAGUGAAAGAAAAUAUCAUAAAGACUGAAACUGAGAGAGAAAAAUUCAAAGAAAAUAGUCAAGAUUUUUUUGAGGAAAGCAGUAGAGAUGUACAUGAGAACAAACAACCUGGACAUUGUUUGAAAAAAAGAAAUAUUACAGUCAGGAGAAGAGCAUCUGGGGACACAACUAAACAAGAUGUUGAUAUUGGUAUCUUGAAAAAUGUUAAAGAUGGAACUAUACCUGAUAAUGGAUAUGUCAAACAAAAGGAUCCUGAAACCCAAAAACUUGUGCAAAGAUUAACAGCACUAAUGGAACAGCUAAAUAUGGAUAGAUAUGAAGAUAAAACUGACCCACACGUAGAAAAAGUACUUCAGCAAUUAUAUCGACUUCUGGAAGAGAGUGGACUGAAAGAGCAGAGCUUCAAACUCCGUAGCUCACUUCUGAGAGUUUUAUACAAGCUGUUAGAUCCAGCUCAACCCCAGAAAAGUCUUUUAGUGGCCAGAGUCAUAUUUCAGCUGAAGGUGAGUGGGAGAAAUUUAACAUCUGUUUGUAAAGCUGUGUACAAGAUCAGCAAAGAAGAAAAAAAUGACAGCCUUUUUCUUAGCACAAAAUGUUUAGCAACCUAUUUAGCAUUUGUUCAAACAAUCCAUCCUGAAGUUACUUCCGAUGCCAUGAUGUAUAUAACAGCAACUUGGAAGCUGCUUUCUGGAAAUGAAAAACUCAGAAACUACUUAUUGAAAAAAGGCUGUUUGGAGUUCUUGCUGUACCAACUGAAUAAUCUAAAUAUUAUGAUUCAAAAUGGUGGAGAUGGUGAGAUUUAUUCAAGUAUACUUGUUCAGCUUACAGGUACCUUAAGAAAUUUGGCUGAAAAUGACUUCUCACAACAGGCUUUAGUGAAGGAAUGUGCAAUGAAAGAUAUGUGUUUAACUCUUCAGUUGUGUCAGAAUGACAAGGAUGUUGUUCUGAAUAUUAUUCGAACACUGAGCAAACUUACAGUGCUACAACAAUCAUGUGAAAUGUUGCUGGUUUGUGGAUCUUCCUGUUUAAUUCUAAUGGAUCUUCUCCAACAACACAAGCAAAAUCAAGAUAUUGUGGUACGGGUUUUUUUUAUCCUCGGAAAUCUUGCGGCAUGGGAUGAGAAUGUUGGAUUGAUAAUUUAUGAGGUGCCUUGUAGCUUAAAUAAUCUCCUUGCUAUCCUGGAUUACUAUAUACAGUUGAAAAUAAAGGUGAAGCAAGAAACUGAGAGAAUAGCCGAAGGAACAUGCUGUGGUAUUCCUCCCAGAGACUGUGAAGAUGUUCUCGUUAAGGCGGUACGACUUAUUGCUAAUAUGAGCCUUAACAAAGAAGCAGGAAAUCAUUUGGCAGCUUGUGAUACAUUGUGGGACAUACUGUUAAGAAUCAUUGACAGUAGAGAGAUGGAAGGUGGAGAAGAACUUGUACUCACUACUUUGAUAUGUCUCAAUAACUUAUCCUACUAUUUAUCUACUGAGAACCAUUUUACCUCAUCUAAGGCAGUUGCAGCUAAAUGUAUUCUUCCAUUAUUGUUAGACACAAAAGAGGAUAUUUGUCUAGAGGUGUGCAGAAUUUUUGGAAACUUGACAAGAUUUUCAUUAGUGAGAAAUUUCCUUGUAACCUCUAAAGCUCUUUCGAUUUUGGUAAACCUGGUAGAAACAAGGAUUACAGAAUUGUUACUGGCAGUAUGUGGGAUUCUGGUUAAUAUCCUUGGAGAUGAUGACAAGAAAGAGCCAUUCUGUCAGUUGAAAGGAGUUCCUAAACUGCUGGAUAUCUUAGAGGAUAUUGGUCAGCAGGACUGGACACUUAGUGGACUUGUUAGUCAGGUUUUAUGGAACUACUGUUGUGGGCCUGGUUCUUCAAUUGAUUGUCUCACAAAAUUAGAGAAAGAUCGAUUGAUGAGUCUUCUAGAAAAGCUUAUAUACAAAUAUGAAGAGGAGACUUGUUUGGGUGAUGAGGAUUCAUCCUUGAUGGUUGUUUCUGAAACCUGCUUUUCUUCAGUAGCAUCUCAACUUCUGGAUGUAAUAAGCAUAUGGCCAUCUUAGCUGUCAGUUAAAGAAAAUUAGUCUUUGCUAGUCUACUGUUUUCUUAGGUUGUUUUAUCUGUUAUUUUUAUUAGUUUGUUGAGCCCUUUUUUAACUUAUUGGUUUCUUCAGUAUUUAUCUUAAUGCUCAUCAGUUGUUUUUGGCAUUUUUUAAAAAAUGAAAUUGAAAACAAAUUAUUAUGAUAUGUGAUUGUAUUUGUGAACUGUGUUUAAAAGUCCUGAAUCUGUUCAUAAUAAUUUAAUUUUUAAUGUAUUUUAUGUGAAUAAAAAAUGUAUGAUUGAUAUUCAAUAUACCAUUAUUCAGGUUUUUCAAAGUUUACCUGAGCAUAGCUAACUGUUAUCAAAUAUGUAUGCACGUUUGUUUCUUUAUUAUUUUCUAAGGAUGUGGAAACUCAUUCUAUCCUUUAAAAAUAUGUUUUUUCUCAACAGGACAGUUGAAGUAUUGAUGUUAUAAAAUAUGCAGUUGUUGAAUACGUCACUCUUUAGGAGUAUUAAUGUGUUGUCUUAUUUAAACUUGUAGCUGUGAAGGAUCAGAAAUAUGAUUUGGGUCAUCUGUGUAAUAGACCAUAACUGUAGCUUCCAGUGCUGAAUAAACAAAAACAUGCCACCUGUCAAGGUUUACUCACAGGAAGAGUACAAAAAAAAUGAUAUUAGCUUAUUUUGUGAAAGAUUGGUAUGGUUAGAUGCAUGAAAGAUGGAAGGCAAAUUGCGUCAAAUUCAAAACUUAUCAUGCAUUUAACAAAACAGAUAAAUGAAAUUAUUUCUUUAUGCUGUUACCAAGGUCGUCUUCCUCCUAAUUUCUUGAUGAAAUGAUUUUAAUACAUUGUUUUAAUACCACUAUUUCUAUUACAUACCAAGAACAAUUUUAUAUAGCCUGGAGUCAAAAUUAGUAAGUGAAUAAUACCGUUAAUUUUCUUUGAUGAAUGUGUAUAACAAUCUUGAUAAGGACUGCCUAUAGCAUUUAUUUUUAUUAUAAUUUAGUGUAAACCCUUUCAUUGACAGUUAAUAUGGUAGAAAGAAGAUGGAAUUUUCUGAUCCUUCAACUGUUAGAUGCAGUAUGUUAUUAAGUUGUAGUAAACUCUUUUAUUGUAGUAAUGUCAUUUUGAUAAAAGCAAGUUUAUGUAAUUACACUGAUAUUAAAAUCAUCAGUCUAACAUUAGUAUUUUUUUGGUUGCUGAAAUACUUAGUUAGUUUGAUGUGAAAAUAUAUAUUUGACUCUAGGCCUUAAUAUGUAUUUAAAUCAUUGUACCUGAGGAUUCGAUCUUAAACAGUAACUACUAGUCAUUAAAUGUUUUGAAAUAUAAAGGUUAUUAAAACAAAUAUUAUAAGAAAAGUAUUAAAGGACAUCAGUUAGCACAGGAACGGUUUGAAAUUAUUUUUUAGAAGUGGCUGCCUUUUUAAUCUGAAUUUAUGGGAACUAAAAGCAAUAGAUUAAUUAAUAUUUGUUGUAUCUCAGCAAUGUUGUAUUCUAGUCAAUUGUUUGAAAUUUAGGAUUUACAAAACUGUGUAUUAUCUUCUAAUAAAAGUUAUUGAUAUUAUUUUAUAUCUUAAAGCCCUAA